Messenger RNA from Dendronephthya gigantea, 4175 nucleotides. RefSeq lists its product as uncharacterized. Gene Ontology annotation, molecular function: protein binding. NCBI's taxonomy places the organism in Eukaryota, Metazoa, Cnidaria, Anthozoa, Malacalcyonacea, Nephtheidae. The transcript has 5 exons. The record is from RefSeq and is a predicted model, not a curated record. Bases 392 to 3748 code for a protein of 1118 amino acids.
AGGAAUUGAAGACCUUGCAUAACUGAAAUGCUCACCUGCUGUCAACACACGUAUUUGCAGAUUCUGUAAAAAGUGUGAAGACUUGCAUUCGCCUAAAGAAAUGGAUUUUAUCUUUUCGACGAAAAAGGAAUUGAAGACCUUGCAUAACUGAAAUGCUCACCUGCUGUCAACACACGUAUUUGCAGAUUCUGUGAGAAGUGUGAAGACUUGUAUUCGCCUAAAGAAAUGGAUUUUAUCUUUUCGACGAAGCCAUACAAGUUGCUAAGAUGAAGAAGAACAUUUAAUCAUGGCGGAAUCGCAAAAUUUCACUGAAAUGACUCAAAAGUUUGACAUUACAUCAACAUCGGUAGAUAGAAGUAUUUUGCUCUCUAUCAAUAGUGAAAAUGUCCAAAUGGUCGGAGGCGUGAGCCUCAAUAUCAAUGGAGCAAGACUACGCGAUGUCUACCGCAGUAGUAAAGUUGUAAUGAAAGUAAUCGACGAUGCUAUUUUGAGAGGUUUUGGUGGCACCAGGCAUGAUCAAGAGGUUCAGAAUGUCGACCCAGAGUAUAUUCUUGUAAUCAUGCACUGCUCUACAGAUGAAAGAUUUAUUGACGUGUUGUCGAAUUAUGACUCAGGAAGAAUGAUAAAUCGAAUGCAAGAAGAAUUUGCAAAGAUUGGCCUUGACGUAAGAGAAUUGGAAAUUAAGAUCGAAAACUUGAAAGAAGUGAACAAACAGAAAACCAGGAUUUUGAGAUCAAGUGCUAUGAAAAAUCCUUGUGAUGGGAUGAAAGAUCUUGCCAUAGCUGAUGAGAAGACGUGUAAUAAGGGUAACGAGACCAAAACGAAAAUCGUAACCAACAACUGCCAUUCAGUACUGGCAUCAAAACAAAAAGAUCUUGAAAUUACACAGAAGCUUUACGGUGAAAAUCAUCUCAAAACAGCACAAAGUUACUACGAUAUUGGAGUGGCAAAAGGAAAGUUGCAGGAUUACAUGUCAGCAUUAGAAUUUCAUCAACGUGCUUUACAAAUCAGAUUGAAGCUGAAUGGAGAUGACACUGGAGAUAGUUAUCAUGAAGUUGGUGUGGCACAACACAUGUUGAAAGAGUAUAAAUCUGCAUUAACAUCAUACAAGCAUGCCCUUGAAAUAAAACUGAAACUGCAUGGAGAGAAUCAUUCAUCUUCUGCCUCAACCUAUAAUAGAAUUGGAGUCACACAAUACAAAAUAAAAAACUACAAAUCAUCAUUAGAAUCGUUUCAACAUGCCCUUGAAAUCAGAUUAAGAGUGUUUGGCGAGAAUAAUUUAUCUACUGCAACGACUUAUUUCAACAUUGGCGUCACACAACAUGAAAUGAAAGAUUACAAGUCAGCAUUAGAAUCGCAUCAACGUGCUUUACAAAUCAGAUUAAAGUUGAAUGGAGAAGAACAUAGUGACACUGGAAAUAGUUAUAACUGGGUUGGUCUUGAACAACAUUGCUUGAAAGAUUACAAAUCAGCAUUAGCAUCAUAUCAACAUGCCCUCCAGAUACGAUUAAAACUGUUUGGAGAGAAUAAUUUAUCUACUGCAACAACUUAUUUCAAGAUUGGCGUCACACAACAUGAAAUGAAAGAUUACAAGUCAGCAUUAGAAUCGCAUCAACGUGCUUUACAAAUCAGAUUAAAGCUGAAUGGAGAACAGCAUAGUGACACUGGUGAUAGUUAUAACUGGGUCGGUCUUGAACGAGAUUGCUUGAAAGAUUACAAAUCAGCUUUAGCAUCAUAUCAACACGCCCUCCAGAUCAGAUUAAAACUGUUUGGAGAGAAUAAUUUAUCGACUGCAGUGGCUUAUUACAAUAUUGGAGUCACAGAACACAAAUUGAAAGAUUACAAGUCCGCAUUAGAAUCACAUCAACGUGCUUUACAAAUCAGAUUGAAGCUGAACGGAGAACAUCGAAGUGACAUUGGAAAUAGUUAUCGUGAAGUUGGCGUUGAACAACAUUGCUUGAAAGAUUACAAACCAGCAUUAGCAUCAUAUCAACAUGCCCUUCAGAUAAGAUUAAAACUGUUUGGAGAGAAUAAUUUAUCUACUGCAAUGACUUAUUUCAACAUUGGCGUCACACAACAUGAAAUGAAAGAUUGCAAGUCAGCAUUAGAAUCACAUCAACGUGCUUUACAAAUCAGAUUAAAGCUGAAUGGAGAACAGCAUAGUGACACUGGUGAUAGUUAUAACUGUGUUGGUCUUGAACAAGAUUGUUUGGAAGAUUACAAAUCAGCUUUAGCAUCUUACCAGCAAGCCCUACAGAUCAGAUUAAAACUGUUUGGAGAGAAUGAUUUAUCUACUGCAAUGUCUUAUUUCAAUAUUGGAGUCACACAACACAAAAUGAAAGAUUACAAGUCAGCAUUAGAAUCGCAUCAACGUGCUUUACAAAUCAGAUUAAAGCUGAAUGGAGAACAGCAUAGUGACACUGGUGAUAGUUAUAAUGAAGUUGGUUUUGAACAAGAGUGCUUGAAAGAUUACAAAUCAGCAUUAGCAUCAUAUCAACACGCCCUCCAGAUAAGAUUAAAACUGUUUGGCGAGAAUAAUUUAUCUACUGCAACGACUUAUUUCAACAUUGGCGUCACACAACAUGAAAUGAAAGAUUACAAGUCAGCAUUAGAAUCACAUCAACGUGCUUUACAAAUCAGAUUAAAGUUGAAUGGAGAACACCAUAGUGACACUGGUGAUAGUUAUAACUGGGUUGGUCUUGAACAAGAGUGCUUGAAAGAUUACAAAUCAGCUUUAGCAUCAUAUCAACAUGCCCUCCAGAUAAGAUUAAAACUGUUUGGAGAAAAUAAUUUAUCUACUGCAACGACUUAUUUCAACAUUGGCGUCACACAACAUGAAAUGAAAGAUUACAAGUCAGCAUUAGAAUCACAUCAACGUGCUUUACAAAUCAGAUUAAAGCUGAAUGGAGAACACCAUAGUGACACUGGUGAUAGUUAUCACUGGGUCGGUCUUGAACAAGAAUGCUUGAAAGAUUACAAAUCAGCUUUAGCAUCUUACCAGCAAGCCCUACAGAUCAGAUUAAAACUGUUUGGAGAGAAUGAUUUAUCUACUGCAAUGUCUUACUUCAAUAUUGGAGUCACACAACACAAAAUGAAAGAUUGCAAGUCAGCAUUAGAAUCGCAUCAACGUGCUUUACAAAUCAGAUUAAAGUUGAAUGGAGAACAUCAUAGUGACACUGGAAAUAGUUAUAACUGGGUUGGUCUUGAACAAGAGUGCUUGAAAGAUUACAAACCAGCUUUAGCAUCAUAUCAACACGCCCUCCAAAUACGAUUAAAACUGUUUGGAGAGAAUAAUUUAUCUACUGCAGAGGCUUAUAACAAUAUUGGAGUCACACAACAUGAAAUGAAAGAUUACAAGUCAGCAUUAGAGUCACAUCAACGUGCUUUACGAAUCAGAUUGAAGCUGAACGGAAAACACCAUAGUAACAUUGGAAAAAGUUAUCGUGAAAUUGGCCUUGAACAACGCAAUUUAAAAGAUUACAAAUCAGCAUUAGAAUCAUAUCAACAUGCCCUCGAGAUCAAUUUAAAACUUUUUGGAGAGUAUCAUCCCCAAACUGCGGAACUUUAUCGCCAAAUUGGAGUCACACAACACAGCAAGCACACAAUGGAAGGUUACAAGGCAGCCUUAGAAUCAUAUGAGAAAACUCUUCGUAUCAGAUUACAAAUAUUUGGUGAGCGUCAUGUUGAUACUACUCAAAGUUAUCAGGAUAUUGGACUCGUACAAGACGCAAUGAAAAAUUGCAAAUGAAACGGAUAUUUAGUUUAUUUCCAGUGGAUAAUUCCAUGUGAAGUAAACGAAGGUAUUCUAUACAUAAGUAAAAACUUCAUGAAACUAAUUCUAUAGUUGCAGGGCAUACAAUGCUUUGUCAGAUUGCCGCCUAUAGUGUCUGGUAUCUAUAUUGAGACAGUGGUACGCGUAGGCGUAGAUGAUUUUAAGUUUAUGAAGGAAACAAAAUUAGAGAUGCAUAAUACAGAUAAUUAGACUUACCUAGCAGAAAAACACGUCGUAAAUUUUGCUAUCAAAAUAGGAAUUUAAUUUUAACAGUUAAUGAAACAAUUAAAUUAAAAUAUCCCCGCCAACAUGAGUAGAACUUUACAGUAGUGUCAAUCAAUAUGCACUUUAUGUGCAAAUGAAAGUGGUAAUGCAUGUUAUUACACUGGCCGCGCAAGGAGUC